UUGUUAAUCCACACAAUGCCUUACCAGACAGUCGCCCAUUCUUAAUUCUUACUGUAUAUAAAGCAGCACCUACCGGGUAGUGAACAGGCUUCACCAGAUAGACACCUUAUUCCGUAUAUAAAUUACACACGCAUAUUUUUGGGACCACAUCGUGAAAAAUAUGGCAAGAUAUUUGAUUUUUCUGUGUAUGUUGGUAGUUUCAGCAUCUUUAGGAUUGCAGAUCGAAGACGAUGUGUCCCUAUUGAAACUUUUUCUCAGAGAACUAAUGGACUCCGAAAAAAUAAUAAGCAAGAAAUCAGGCUGCAAUGAUGAGAUCAUAGUUAAGUACGCGGGAUGUUACCGUCAGGUCCCUAAGAUGAAAUCAACAGACUGCGUCAGCCGAGUUGACCAUUACAUUCAAUUCAUGCACUGCAUUUAUAUGGCAAAGGGCAGUGUUUCUGAGAGCUGCAAAGCUGAAAUGGGCCAAAAAGAGGUCGCUGCCAUGAAUGUAUUUAACAGAAAUCUGCAAAGCCAUGGUUGCCUACGCCGGUAGAUGAUUUAUAAUAAGCAAACAAGAUUGUGUAUAUUAUGCUUCUAAUACUUGAUGAUGGAAACAGUUAUGAUUGUGCUUAAGAACAGUAGCUGGAACAGCUUAUUAUGCUUGUAUUAAAGGGCGAAUCUUAAGGGGAGUUAACUUACAGGACACCAUAUACAUUUGGCACUAUAUGCAUGUACUAUCUUAUUUUUAUAAGUUCAAUUUGUUUUAUGCUGAUCAUUGUUUUUGCUGAUCUUUGUAUUAUGUAUUUUAUUUCUAUGAGUUGUUUACAUGAUAUGCUCCUGGUAUCAUUUUAUUAACAUC
Molecule: messenger RNA, 838 nt
Organism: Lingula anatina
Lineage: Eukaryota; Metazoa; Brachiopoda; Lingulata; Lingulida; Lingulidae
Source: RefSeq, a predicted model, not a curated record